This is a messenger RNA of Paramecium pentaurelia, 2144 nucleotides long. NCBI's taxonomy places the organism in Eukaryota, Ciliophora, Oligohymenophorea, Peniculida, Parameciidae. The record is from the annotation of a GenBank genome assembly.
AUGUAAUAAUAAAAAGAAUAUAUUCCAAUAGUAUUAAUUGAAGAUAAGAUUUAAUAAUAGAAAAUUGAAACUGAAUUUACAGAAGAAAAGUAUUAACAUAUUUAAAUAUUAUCCUAUUUAGACUACCAUUGAUUGAAUCUGUAUUUCAAACAAAUAAAGCCAGCAAUCCAAUAAUUACUUCAAGAACCUCCUACAUUAAAUAUAGUAUUCCAAUUGGAAUUAAACCUAUUGUUUUUCCAAAUAUUCUCUAAAGAACUAAAGAGGAUAUGAUAAAAUUAAGAAAACUUCAAUUAGCAUAAAUACACUUUGAGAAUGAUUAACCUUCAAAUACAAUAAGUUUAAAAACUGAAAACAGACUAAAGAAAACUGAAAGAGAUAAAUCAACCUAAAAAAUGCAUACUAAAAAUUCAUAAAAUAAACCAAUAAUAACAGAACUCACUACUCUUGCCAGAGAUAAUUAUAGUGUUUCUCCAAGGUCUACCUCAUUCAAAUUUAGGAGUUUAAGUCCAGAUAUUGAAAGUUAAUUAUGGUAAGUGAAUAACAAAAUAAAAAGAAUUAAUAAAGCAUACGAAAUUAAAAAAGAAAUCCAUCAUUUAGAACGAUUCAAGACUUAAUGGAAAAUUGAUGUCAUCUAAUAAAAUUUAUCAUAAAAAAUUGUAUAAGUAGGAUUAAAUACAAAAAAAGGUUUAAGAUCUAUUUUCAUUUUAAUUUAUUUGCCACAUUAGAAUAUUCAUUUGAGAAGUUCCCAAACUGAAGUUAAAUCAAUGUAAAUAAUAUCUAUAAAUAUUUAGAACAAAUGAAGUUGAAUUAAGUGUAUUUCCCUAUUUCACUCCAGUUUAUGAGAAGAUAAUUAAUGAAAAAGAGAUUUCUGAUAAUUAUAAAGAAUGGUUCUCUUAUUUUCUUGAUAUUCUACAUUAUAGAAGUUAUAUACCAAAAGCUAAAACAUUUACUUUAGAUUGUAUUGAGAUUUCAGCAUUAAAUUAAAUUCCACAUUAUGAAAGGUUUUUGUUUAUUCAAUUAUAAGUAAUGAUUAUAUAAUUAAGAUAGGGUUAAUUUGAUUUUUGGAGUAUUAUGAAAUAACAAUUAAAUCUAUCAGGAGAGUUUUAAGUUGAUAAAUAUCCUAAAUUAGCUAUUAAACUAUUAGAUCUUAGAAAUAAAGAGGAGGUUUGCAGAUUUUUUAGUAAAAGAGAAAAUUUGUUACCAUUUUAUUUUCAAUAAGUAUAGAUGGGAAGUUAAAAUUCAAUUCAUUCACAAUAUUAUAUUGAAAUAGAAAAUAAUAUUAGAGAACCUGAUGAUGAUAUGUUCGAAUAAUCAAUUAUUUAAAUGAAUGAAAAAGAAUAAGACACUUAUUUAAAACUAUUGUAAUAAUAUAUUCAUUCAAAUAAAUCAAAAUAUUCCAAUAAAUUAAAAAAUUUAGAAGAGAACAUGAGAUUAAGAUUAAAAAAGAUCAAAGCUAUGAGGAGAUAGUCUAUUUAGGUUAGACUGAAAACUGUACUUUAAUUUAAAUAUAUAAGAAAAAUUUUAUUAAACCUGAAGAAGAAGAGCAUUUUGAGAGAAGAAUAUUAUAUGAAGAUGAAAAAUCAAUAGAAGAAAUAUAAGAGGAUGCUUAUGAUCAUAUUUUACCUUAAAAUACACAUAUUUUCAAAAAGAAGUCUAAACAAAUUACAUCAGUUGAAGAUCCUUUUUAAUCUUUUAGUUCAAAAGACAAUUAAAAAUUUAAAGAAAUUUUGUAAUUAAUAAAUGUUGAGAAAAUAGUAUUAGAAAAAAAUUUAUCAAGGUAAGAUGUUUAUCAUUACUUGUCACUUUUUAAGGCAUUGAUGGAUUCAGAUACUCCUUAGAGAAUUAAGGAUGUUAAUUAUCCUACAUUAUUUAUUUCACUUGAUUAGUUACGUAGAGGUGUUCCAUUUAUUGCAUUAUAUAAGAAUAAGGUUAAUACAAAGAAACUUGCAGAAGUUUACAGUAGAAAAUAUAAUUAUUGUGAAUUCAUGGAAUUUUUGGAUAUCUUUACUACAGAUUAUUAAGUGACAGAAUAGGAAUUAUAAGAGGUUGAAUAAGAAAUAAUAUAUUCUUAAUAAAAGGCAAAUCAAACAACAACUUCUAUUUAAUAAAAAUAAACAUCUUUAAUGGAGAAUCAAAAAAAAUGA